Messenger RNA from Acanthamoeba castellanii str. Neff, 3810 nucleotides. Its product is annotated as Fanconi anemia, complementation group I, putative. NCBI's taxonomy places the organism in Eukaryota, Discosea, Longamoebia, Acanthamoebidae. Gene Ontology annotation, molecular function: DNA polymerase binding. The record is from RefSeq and is a predicted model, not a curated record. Gene Ontology annotation, biological process: DNA repair. The transcript has 33 exons. The coding region runs from base 1 to 3810 and encodes 1269 amino acids.
AUGCAGCGAGUCAUUCACAAGAUCAUCAGCUUCUUCAAGGGGAUCGACCUCAACGAGCUGCCCUCUUUGAUCUAUCAGCUUAUCCUGCUGGCUACCAAAGGCGCUACUGACGUCAAGGCGAGUCUGUUGCGCGGUAUCGCCAACCAUCUGGAAAGCGAAGGCAGGAAGUAUGACGAAGAGAGCCCGGACAAACGCACAGCAGCAUCGGGCGAUGAGCAGUUGCUUCGGCACAUCGAGGGCACCGUCCUCCUGCACCUUCAGUUUGCGAUCAAGCAAGACCAGGAACUGGGUCGCGCAUUCUUGAAAGUGUUCAAGAGCGAGAAUUUUCCUUUGACCUCGUUCACCGUGGCUCUGCUCUUGUCGGUUGCCCGCAUUCAACGAUUCGCCGAUCAGGCCCUCGACACCAUCAAGACGGCCAUUCAGUUACGGACUGACAGUCUUUAUCUCGGAUAUAAGACCUACUACAAGGAACAGCAAAAGAAAUCCAAGUCGCACUGGAUGGAGAAGAUGCGACAGCACAUGCCACCCACCAUCAACUUGGACGCUGCGAUUCUGGCGACCAUCAAGCAUUCGGCGUAUGGCUGGGACCACAUCACCCCGUCGCUCGUGCAGCUGGGGGUCAUGCUGAUGGAUUCGGUGUCGGCCUCGUCGCCAGCUUCUUCUGUCGCCUCUGCCUCCGCUGCGUCCACCGCUUCGGCGGCCGGCACCACGUCAACCCCCACCGCGUCGUCAUCCAUCAUUUCCGUUUCGACGCCCAACAAGAUGCUUCUUCGGCUCGGCGUACGAAUCCUUCUGGAGAUCUUCAAGGUCCACGAGAGCGUAAGGAAUGAGAUUCUCGAACAGAUUCUGUCUCGUGUGAUGAUCAGCGGCGAGAACAGCAAUGUGUUGCAGUACAUCAUAUUGCUGUCUUCCAUCUCUCGCGAAUGUCAAGAUCUGCUGCUCGGCAGCGGUGGAGAGUACCUCCCGCGCAUCAAGGAGGUCUUCGACUAUUUGUCCUACGUGCCGCCCACCGUCACCCGAGCCCUGCUCGCCGCCGUCGAGCCCAUCAUGGCAAUCAAUCCGUCCUUCCAAGACCACAUCAUCCUCGUUUUGCGCAAGGCCAUGUUCUCGCGGGAGCUGGAGUCUCGGCUCACGGCUGUGACCGGCUUCGAGCACCUGCUGAAGAGCUGUGCACGCAAGAAAAACAAACACGAAGCCCAGAAAGCCGAACUGUUCUCUCUGGAGAUGAUCGGUUUCCUACGCCGGUGCCUGAGCCAGCAGUGGGAAAUCCGAGCUCGCCUCUACGACGCGUUGACGGAAGUAUUCAAGUCAAGCCACUCGCUCGCGGUAAAGGAGGCCAUACUGGAACUGCUCUUGCAGCACUUCAUGCACUUCCUCGAGACCGAUCCCUCGGUAUCGGCGCCCAUCAAGCUGGACAAGUGCGUCGAGGUCUCGCAAACCUCAGCUGCCACCGUGAAACGGCUGGAGCCCCUGGGCAACCUGAUCAACGCCAUCCAGCGGUGUGUCAUGGACUACAAAUUGGCGAUGGUGAAACGCCAGUCCAGCCCUGAUCAUACGCCGAGCGACCCACUCCCGGUCUUCGAGGAACUGCAAGCGUCACUGGACUCCCUGGUCGAGAAACUGCUCAAGACCGAGUUGGAAGACUUCAGCCUCGACAAGUCGGCCGACUACUCCGACACGUCCUGCGAGGGCAGAUUCCACCAGGAAGCGGCUUUGGUCCUUCUCUCGACGUUCGAGGUGCUUAUCGACUACUCCGUGAUGCGAGAAAUGCCUGAACCGCCUUCAGCCGACUCGCUAAAAGUGGCCAUCGACCUGUUCACCCACUACGAGACGCUCCAGAUGGUGGUCAAGGACGCCACUGCGAAGAAGGCCAAGGGCGGUGCAAAGGGCGGAGCGAAGGACAAGGCCAAAGACACCAUCGUCGCCAGCGGCAGCAGCGGCAGCCAGAAGGGCAAAGGCAAGGGGAAGGAGAAGGACCUCGACGAAGUCGGCGAUGAGGCAGAAGCGAAGCCCAAGAAGGCCGCCCGGGGACGUGGCCGCCCAGGCGCAGGAGCCCCCAAGCGGCACAAGCUCGUCGAGGGCGCCUUCCUUGAGCUGAACUGUGUGCUGGGCUUGAUCAAGCUUCUGGUCGAAGAAGUGGAGGACUCGUCCCAAAGCGGCGACGCCAACGCCGUGCAACGGCUCAUUCGCGCCAACCAAGCGUUCCAGUCCUACUUCUUCACUGCCGCCCACAACAUGCUCAACUCGUGGAAUGAGGAGGUGCAAGAGGGCGUGGGCUUGGAGUUGGGAGAUGGACGCAGUAGUUUGCUUCGGUCGCGGGCCAAGUUCUGCUCUGAGGCGAGUUCGUACAUACUUCAGGAGUUCGUGUCUGCGCACCUCUCCGCCGACAGCAAGAACAAGAAGAUCGCGCAAGUCCAGCUGGAGUGUCUCGAACAGAGCCUACGCUUCCUCGUGACCCAGUGGGGACCCAGGAAGGUGGCCUUGCUCUUGAAGGAGUCGCUUCUGCCCCACCUGGCCAACUAUCAGGACGUGGAGGCCGAGGUGCCGGAGGCGGAGGAGGACCAACCUCCGCUCGAGGCCGAGGCCAUCAUUCACAACACCCUCGUUCGCUUCGAGGCCAUCAUGCUGCAGCUCGCCAAGUCGAAGCGGUACAAGGAGGCCGAGGUGUUCAAGGACAUCAUCGAACUGCUCUUCGAGUUCCUGCGAUCGCCCGGGUCGGUCAAGGAGCUUGUGCCGGUGCAUGCCAAGCUGAUGAACAUCGCCUGCGGCGAAACCGCAAUCGAAAACGCGGCCGCCGCCAAGUGGAUGGUCUCCCUCUUCCUCAAGAUCGCACGGUCCCUGCCCAAGAUGAACAUCUUGAAUGCGUUGGCGGUCGACGUGCAUGUGCUGGGCCAUGUCACAGAAGAGGAUCCGUCUAAUCAGGCUCGCCGCUACCCGCUCAUCAACAAGGCCACGGUUUCGCAGAUCCUGCCGCUCAUCACCAGCACCAUCGACAGCUCGCUGGACGAGGUCGAGCAAGUGCUGGUCAUCUCCAAGAGCAUGUAUCUCGAAGACAAGGAGCAGGAUCAGCAGUACGACGAGAGCGAGGAUGAGGGCGAAGACAAGACCGCAGGGCUGACCGCGCGAGCCAGGCUGCUGAUGAGCGAGUGCUGCAAACAACUUCACUUGCUGCUGAAGGUGCUCUCGUCCAUCGUGACGUCGGCCAUUCCGCUCCUGUGCGCUGAGGGACUGGUCAAGGCGCUCGUCCACCUCUACAAGAUCCUGUCGCAGCUCUCCAAGACGGCCAUGCAAUUGCAGCUGCGUCCGUCAGAGACGUUCCAGGAGCUGGUCAAGCACAGCGGCAGGGACUUCACGCCCACCAUCUACGAACUCCUCGCCUACAUCGAGAAGCCCCAGGACAUGGAAGAUGAGCAUGUCGACAAGGCGGAGAGGCUGACCAAGGCCAAGCUCAAGCGACUCGCCACCCUCCUGCCCAACCUCAUCUUCCUGAUCGAGCAAUUUGAAAGCGUGUUGAUUCGCUACGGCAAGAAGUUCAAGGUCAACCUCGUGGAGGGGUUCCGUCGCAGCACUACGCGGGACUUCCGCAUUGCGAGCAGCAACCUGAAGAAGCAGGACGACAUGCCCCCACCCCCGCCAAAGAAGAAGACGAAGACGACGCAACCAAACGCCGCGGCGGCGACAAGCGCGCCGACAACCAAGGCUCCGGCUCGCGCUGCAGGGCUCAAGCGAAAGGGUCCCGCAAGUGAUGACGCCCAGGCAGCGACCGCCAAGUCCACCGCCACCUCCUCCAAAAAGAAGAAGAGUGACUAG